Messenger RNA from Liolophura sinensis, 1110 nucleotides. RefSeq names its product sex peptide receptor-related protein 2-like. Gene Ontology annotation, biological process: G protein-coupled receptor signaling pathway. Gene Ontology annotation, molecular function: G protein-coupled receptor activity. The record is from RefSeq and is a predicted model, not a curated record. Lineage: Eukaryota; Metazoa; Mollusca; Polyplacophora; Chitonida; Chitonidae. Bases 1 to 1110 code for a protein of 369 amino acids. The transcript has a single exon. Gene Ontology annotation, cellular component: membrane.
AUGAACUUCAGCAGUGAGAACUUUACCCGUGGUAAUGCUACCGCCAUUUAUAUACGUGCCGACAUCCUUCUGCUGGAGAACAUCUUGUAUCGCACACUUUUACCCAUUACCUGUGUGGGUGGAAUUAUUGGCAUCAUUAUGACAGUGAUAGUUCUGAGCCGAAAAAACAUGUGUACUUCCACCAAUUGCUACCUGAAAGCUCUGGCCAUUACUGAUCUGAUUUUCCUGACUUUAUUCUCCACAAAAUUGUUGGAUAAUCACUUUGCUGAGAAGGGCCCAACAGAUUUUGAAAAGUUUCACAUUUACCUGGCGUACCUGGAGAUUUUCCUUCACCUGUUCAACAUGGCAUCGAUAUGGCUGACAGUUAUGUUGAGUAUCGAGCGAUAUAUCGCCAUCUGUUACCCUCUAAGAGCUGUGUCCUUAAGUACAGUCUCAGGAGCACGGAAAUUCAUUGUGACGAUCUACUGUGUUGCGUUCUUGUGUGGCCUUCCUAAGUUCUGGGAGAUCAAAGUUGCAAGAAUCCCACAAUACCCCACACCGUUCAUCAAACUGACCGAGUUGAGCUACAACACAGAGUACAUCACGGCGUACCGCAUCAUUUAUGAGAUUCUCCUGAGCGCCGUGAUUCCGUUCUUGUUCCUGAUCAUUAUCAACUCACGGCUCAUUCAGGAGAUUCACAGGUCUACUCGGUACUUGCGACACCACCUAGCGGCAGACUCGAUUGUGAGCCACGUGAUAUCCGCGGAAGAGUUACAACUAACACUCAUGCUUGUUGGCAUUACCGCAGUGUUUUUUUUCUGCCAUGCCCCAUAUGUCGUAUACAAUUUCAUCACAGUGCUUACCGAGUAUGUCUACUCCCGCUCUCCAACUGUGGGCUUCACUCGUGCUUUCCGUAUUUUCCUACAUGUCAGCCUACUUUUAUUAAGCCUCAAGUCUGCAAUCAACUUUAUUCUCUACUGUUGGUUUAGCGAGAAAUUCCGGGUGACCUUCAAACGGCUGUUCUGCAUGCCCAAUUGUCUCACCCGUCCUCAGAUGAGGCGACUGAGUAACAACAGUCAUAAUCACAACCGGAGAAACUCUUAUCACAUCUCCAGAGAGACCACGUGCUGA